AUCCAUCUACUGAAUUCACCUUUUUCUCUCUUUACCCUCUCUAUAUAUACAAGCAAGAUCAAUCCAAAGGCAAAACUGAUAAAUAAAAAAACAAUUGCAACCCAAGAUUUUUGGUUGCUUUGCAAAUUCAUCUGUGGGUGGGAUAUUAUUAUCUGGGCAUGAGCUUGAGGUACGUGAGUAGAGUGGUGUACCAGGCAGGGAUGAGGGUUAUGCAGGGGGUCAAAGAGCAGGCUCCAAAGUGUGGUGGUUCAUCAUCUUCUUCUUCUUCAUCUUGCUCUUCAAAGCAGGCCUGGCGUUUCUCUUCAUCUAUUGAUUCGGGUGCUGUCAAGGCUGCCAACAGUGACAAGGUUAAGCAAGCAGAGGAGUCUCUCAGGACUGUCAUGUACUUGAGCUGUUGGGGUCCUAACUGAUCAGCGGUGUCGUUUUACUCUUUAAUCUAAACCAAAGCAAGCAGCUACAAACGAGAUUGAUCAAAUUUCAGAGGUGUCUUGCUUUUAGCUCUUCAGCUUAUUGCUUUUUGGUGUAAAUUUUGAUGGGACGUGUGUAAAUUUCUUUUGUGCAGUUUGUAUACAUGUAUAUUAUUUACCUUACCCCUUUCUAUCAAAUUUCAAGACAAUAUCCUUACACCCGAAUUCGAUCUCUUUCUUUCCAAUAGCUUGUAUCUCAAUGUAUGUGAGCAAAACUACCCUAUUUAUUACACAAAAUGAAUGAAAAUUGAAAAGUUAAGGACAUUGGGAAAACUCAAAAUCCACUGGUAUGAUAAAUAAUUGAUGGCUAUGAUGACUUGGAUUAAAACAUGGAUGAAUUCAGUGGUCAUGGAUCAAAAUUCCAUGGGCUCAUUUUAGAAAGACGGAGUUCAAUUAUGUUCACUAUAGCCCAAGCCAAACCCAUUGGUCUUCAUGCCACAUGCUGCAAGCCCAAUCUAAUCUGCUAACUAACCACCUUCUCCGGUCUCCACCACAAAUAAAAAAUCUUUCAAAAUAAAAGCGAUAAGCUUCUGUUCCCCCGUUCUUCUUCUUGCUCUUGUCUUGCCACUACGAACACACGCAUUUACCUCGAGAAACAGAGCAAAACCCUUCACCUAAAAUCAGAUAACAUGUUCUCGCUCAAGCUUUGCAAUAGCCACCAUAACUCACCCUUCUUCUCAAACCCUCAUCAACUUCAACAAGCAGCAAAAACUCAAAGUGCCCAUUUUGCACCAUGCAAAAUACUGAGCCCCCAUAAAAGAAAACUUGGCGUGAGAGCAAGUAGCAGUGGACAAGGAGGAGAAGCAGCUGAGAAGAAAAGCAGCGAAAGACGACCUUUCCUAACCCUAGAAGAAGCUGGUCUAGUAGAAAUAUCUGGUCUCAGCACUCACGAGAGGUUCCUAUGUCGUUUAACGAUAUCGUCUUUGAAUCUGCUGAGAGUGAUAUCAGAGCAAGAAGGUUGCCCAAUUGAGGAGCUAAAUGCAGGCAAGGUAUGCGACUGGUUUGUGAAGGAUAAGCUGAAAAGAGAGCAGAACAUAGACUCUGCUGUCCUUCAAUGGGAUGAUUCUUCUGAGCUUCUCUAACUAAACAAGACUUUGUAAAAACGAUAUCCAGUUUUGAAUAAAACGCUUGCUCGGCUCAAUUGUCUUA
This is a messenger RNA of Prunus avium (sweet cherry), 1616 nucleotides long. RefSeq names its product receptor-interacting protein. The record is from RefSeq and is a predicted model, not a curated record. Lineage: Eukaryota; Viridiplantae; Streptophyta; Magnoliopsida; Rosales; Rosaceae.